UCUCUCUAAGUACGCUUUCCAAGGCCCAUUAACCCAAGAAAUUUUCUUACCCUUAUGAAGGAAUAUGAUAUCACAGUUUACGGAGCCAGUGGCUUUACCGCACGACACAUAAUAUCGCAUCUACAGAAGUAUCCGUUACGUAUCGCCCUGUCAGCACGCACGCCCUCAAAAAUACAGCAUAAUCCGCAGAAUUACCCCGUGAUACAGUGCGAUACAGAUAACCUGGAAAUCAUUACAAGUAAGUCCGUCGUACUCCUAAACUGCGCUGGGCCGUACAUACGGUGCGGGGAGGCUGUAGUUGAAUCCUGCAUUGACAACAACUGCCAUUACGUGGAUAUAACGGGUGAAACAACGUUCAUCAACAAUAUCAUAAAGAAGUUUGGUGAGAAGGCUAAGGAACAGAACGUGUACAUUCUAAACUGCUGCGGGUUCGACUCAGUGCCCUGCGAUAUUUCGUUUGACAUGUUAAAGAGAAGAAUUGAGAGCAAGCUAAAAAAUGAUAAGCAAGUUGGAGAUGGAACGAACCAAAGGGAUACUGAUAAAAGGCAAGCAGAUGACUCAAAUAAUGUAAAGGGAGCUGAUAUUUUGAAAACCAUCAAUAACAGCGUGCCUAAUAUGCACGGUGUAAGUAUUUAUAAUUUCCUGAAAUUCAAGGAUGUGAAGUGCAAUUUUGCUACUUUUGAAUCGCUUGUCCAUGGACUUGCGAGCCAUUUUAACAAGCCAAAACAAAGUGCACGCGAAGGUAGGCGUUCCAAGACACCAAGCAAAAUAAUUUACAGCAAGGAAAGGAAAUGCUAUUGUGUAAUAUUCAUGGGCACCGAUCAUUCUGUCGUAACACGCAGUCAGAAGGCAUUUUAUGAGAUCAACGACAUGCCCAUUGUAGAUUUCUAUAUUUACAUGGAGGUUGGUGGACUGUUUGGCGUUAUAGUUUUCAUGUUUUUCUUUACGCUCAUUUUCUGGAUGGCAAGAUCGGAGCUUGGAAGAAACAUUCUUCUGAAGUAUCCAGGGUUUUUUACCUGUGGACGGGUGAAGCACGGGCUAACGAGGGAGGAAAUCGACAAAUCGUCAUUUGAAAUGAAUUUAUAUGGCUAUUACCAGACAGCGGAUAGUGCAGCAGCGCAAAAUGGCGAGCAUUCUGGGCGUCAAAUGGAACACUUGUCCGUCAGAGGACCUGAUCCAGGAUAUAAAACCACACCCAUUUGCAUGGUGGAGUGCGCGAUCCUUCUUCAUGACCGGAUUACUAACUCAAAAAAGCUUACGCUGUGUGAUGGCGGUGUUGUCACACCAGCCAUGCUUUUUUACGAUACUGAACUCGUUAACAAGCUUAACGAAGAAGGCAUCGUCUUUUCGUUUGAAUAAAGGUUGGCUUACAUGUUAGCAUAGUUUUAUCUGUACGCGAUCCAACGUAUGUCCCGCCACAUGCUCAUUUGCGGGUCUUGAGCCAUGUUUUACUACUAUGUAUCGGUAGCAGUUGUUUACAUCCUCGUGAACGACAGGAUUUAAGGGUGUCCUUUCCAUCGAAGUAGGUUGAUAAAACGGACACGAACGUGAUCAGGCCUAAUCAUGUAAAAAUAGCAACUAAAGUUG
Messenger RNA from Vavraia culicis subsp. floridensis, 1587 nucleotides. RefSeq lists its product as uncharacterized. The record is from RefSeq and is a predicted model, not a curated record. Gene Ontology annotation, cellular component: lipid droplet; mitochondrion; plasma membrane. The transcript has a single exon. NCBI's taxonomy places the organism in Eukaryota, Fungi, Microsporidia, Pleistophoridae. Gene Ontology annotation, biological process: glycolipid biosynthetic process. Bases 55 to 1359 code for a protein of 434 amino acids.